This is a messenger RNA of Echinococcus granulosus, 1749 nucleotides long. RefSeq names its product Cytosolic Fe-S cluster assembly factor NARFL. The record is from RefSeq and is a predicted model, not a curated record. Gene Ontology annotation, molecular function: 4 iron, 4 sulfur cluster binding. Bases 1 to 1749 code for a protein of 582 amino acids. NCBI's taxonomy places the organism in Eukaryota, Metazoa, Platyhelminthes, Cestoda, Cyclophyllidea, Taeniidae. The transcript is spliced from 7 exons. Gene Ontology annotation, biological process: iron-sulfur cluster assembly. Gene Ontology annotation, cellular component: cytosolic [4Fe-4S] assembly targeting complex.
AUGAUUGAACUAUCAGAUGAGUGUAUAAAGCCAGUAAAGAUACCCCGAUCAGUUGACGAAACCAAAUCGAUCACUAUCGGCGAGGAUGGCACGUAUGUGGCCACAAACGAAUCUGGAGAGAAAUACACCCUUGCAAAGGCCAAAAUUGAUCUCAAUGACUGCCUCUCCUGCAGCGGAUGCAUAACCACUGCUGAAACCGUCCUCGUCUCUCAGCAUAGUGUGGACACUUUUCUCAACUUGCUUAAGGAACGAGAGAAGUACGAGGUCGUGGUUGCACUGUCACCACAGUCGCUGGCGAGUCUAACAGCUUCUCUCCAACGGGGCAGCGAGUCGUCAUUUCCGCAGCGAGUGAGAGAGGCUUUUGCCAAGGUGAGCGAAGAGAGCGGGACGACAAUGAGCAAUGUGAGAACGUUCUGUGCACGCCUUUUGCACUCCCACGGUGCCGUCUCACGACCCUUCCUUGACACCACGUGGAGCCGAGAUGUCACACUCGCUGUCACUGCUAAGGAAUUUGUCAGCGCGUUUGCCGACCACUCGGAUGCACCAAAACUCCCCAUACUUACCGGGAUCUGCCCCGGUUGGGUGUGUUACGCAGAGAAGACUCACUUCAAGGUGCCAUCAAAGUCCACAAGUGGUGACGUUGGUGGGGACAGCAACAGGGAAGAACCCUUUCUCCUACAACACAUCUCACGGGUGCGUUCACCACAACAACUGCUAGCCGGUGUGUUGAAACGAGCAGCGGGUGGGACAAGCGACAGCGAACGUCGUCUCUUCCUUGUCUUCGUUAUGCCCUGCUAUGACAAGAAACUGGAGGCUUCGCGCAGCCAGUUCCUCUUGUACAGUGGCGAUGGCGUGACGACGAAGGAAGCUGAUUUAGUUCUCGGCACUAACGAAUUCGUUACUGUGCUAGACGCCAUCCUACAGAAACCAACCACAUUACCCGUCGACACAAGGUCUGAGGAUAACCCUCUGGAUCAGAGCCACUUCGCUUUCUGUCUCACCUACGCUUUCCACCUGUGUUUCUACUCCGUACGAAUUCCUCUGAUACCUACUUCUUACUUUCCCAUUAGACUCUCCCAACUGUUGGGGCGAGAGUGGAAGGAGGAGGCGGAAGAGAAAGACGGAGGCUCUUGCACCUAUCGUCAUGCGGGUUCAGGGUCGGGCGGCUACGCAUUCGCCGUCCUCCGUCACGCCGCCGAGCAACUAUUCCACAUCCAUUUGCCUCCUGUUGUCACUGAAGACCCACGGGUGCUCACUCGUCACCUUGGCAAUCACGAUUUGCAGGAAAUUCUGCUCUUCAACAGCGUGGAGGAAUGUGAGGCGGCUGAUAGGAGCGCACCGGCAGGGCGCACGCCCUACCGCCACGCUGGAGCGAUGCCUACACCCCUCCUGGCCUUUCUGGUGGCCAACGGCUUCCGCAACAUCCAGACCGUGGUGCAGCAACUUAAACGCGCUCACAUCAAGGCGCACUCGCGUUGCUCCACGGUCCGAGCUGAGGCGCCAUUCGACUUUGUCGAGAUUAUGGCCUGUCCCAGUGGUUGCCUCAACGGAGGCGCGCAGUUGAAGACGGACCUACCUGACGUUUCUCAAGUCUACUUCUCCCUAGAACAACAAGAUAUCCUCCAAAGCGAGAUUUCAAAGCAACUGCACGCGAGCCUCGACCCCAUCAGCAAGCAACGCGUCUGUUACACCACCUACAAAGCCGUCCCCAAGGUGGAAAUCACCAAUCCCUCGGUGCUGAAAUGGUGA